UUUUUAACUUCAUGCGGGAGCCAUUGAAAAGGAAAACGACACGCAGGUCAACGAAGCCGGUUUUCGUUUUCAUCAGUCUUCAUGUUUCGUUAGAUUCGCAGACAUUGAACAGUAAUCUUACACGCUAAUCGUAUUUUUAUCAGGGGUCAUUAUUUAGAUGGGCGAUACAUCCACACAGUUAUCAGCGUUUAUGGCAUAUUCUAAAAUGCGUCGAACUUCGGACACCGCAUUUUCUUCGAAACCGGCCAAGAAGCGUCAUACCUUAGCCGGGUCUUCUGUUCAGAAAAAAUCUCAUAAACGCUCAGCAUCGGCCGGGGAUGUGCUAACAAAUGGGAAAGGGAAAAAAGUUCCAAAGGUAGCUGGAUUUUCUACGCAAAGGAAUCUACGUAACACACUAUCAGGCUCUUCGAAAAAUAAUUCGAGCUCUGGAAAAUCAGUAGUCAAGAGGGUAUCUAAUGGCAGUGCUAAAUCAUCACCACGAAACUUAACAUCGGUUGUGUCAGAUAGAAGAUCAGCUUCUGGAAAAUUGGCAGGCAAAGCAAUGACUAAUAAACUAAAAAAAAAAGCACCUAAAUCACCCAAAGUAAAGGUGACAAAAGAUGGAUCUGUAGAGGAUUCUCCAGCCAAAAAAAAAGCAGUUAAAAAGUCAGUAGCCAAAGCAGAAACAGUUGAACCUGAACAUGAAUCUGACUAUGCUAGCGAUACUCCCGAGGAUGAAAAAACGGAGAGUUCAGAUGAAUCAAUGUCAAACUCAAUCAAUCAAGGAAAGAAACUAUUCAAAUGGUUGAUUUCGCCGUUACCAUUGGAAACAUUUUAUAGAACGAGUUGGGAAAUUGCACCAUUGUACAUUAAGAGGAAUACGCCGGAGUACUACAAGCAUGUGAUGUCAACGCCAAUGAUUGAUUCAAUUUUGCGUAAAUAUUACUUGCAAUUCACCAAGAAUGUUGAUGUUACUUCAUAUUCGGAUGGCAAAAGGGAAACACAUAAUCCUAUUGGACGAGCAUUGCCAAGUGUUGUCUGGGACUAUUACAUGAAUGGUUGCUCUGUCCGGCUAUUGAAUCCACAGACCUUUAUACCAAAAUUGCAUGUAUUAAAUGCCACACUUCAAGAAUACUUUGGAUGUUUGGUUGGGGCUAACGCUUAUCUGACUCCUCCAAACACUCAGGGAUUUGCACCGCAUUAUGACGAUAUCGAAGCUUUUAUAUUACAAAUUGAAGGCAAAAAGAGAUGGCGUCUCUACAAGCCACGAAGUGAUGAUGAGUUUUUACCAAGGUUGUCAUCUGAUAACUUUGAUCAAUCAGAGAUUGGGGACCCAAUUAUGGAUAUAGUCCUAGAAGCUGGUGACCUGCUUUAUUUCCCAAGGGGUACCAUACACCAGGGUGAAACAAUCGACGACACUCAUAGUUUACAUGUAACCUUGAGUACCUUCCAGAGAAACAGCUGGGGUGACUUUUUUGAGAAACUCGUACCGGUAACGCUAGCGCAAGCAAUUGCCACUGAUGUAGAAUUCCGAGAAGGCCUGCCGUUAGAUUACCUUCAGCAUGCAGGUCUAGCACACGUCAAUAAAGACAGCAUAGACAGAACGAAAUUUAUUAGAAGGACGCAGUAUCUUCUAUCAAAACUUGUUCAAUACAUAGAUGUGGAUAAAGCUGCGGAUGAGAUGGCAAAGAAGCAUAUUCACGAUUUUCUGCCUCCGAUGCUCACUGGAGAAGAAAGGGAAUGCUCUGUGUAUGAGGAUGGUGAAAGAAUGACGGAAGGUGGAGUGAUUGUGAACAGAAUUGAAAUUGAACCAGAUACAAAAAUAAAAUUGGUUCGAGCUCAAUGUAUAAGAUUGGUGCAAGAGCCCGAUGGACUUCGAGUGUAUUAUUCGAACGAAAAUUCCAAAGAAUAUCGUGAGUUGGAACUACAAUAUUUGGAAAUCACCCCGGAGCUCGCACCUGCGAUAGAGGAAAUAAUUCAGAAAUAUCCAAAUUAUAUUAAGGUUGAGGACUUGCCCAUAGAAGGCGAAGACAACAAGAUCCAAGUAGUGAGAGAUCUUUGGGAGAAGGGAAUACUUAUCACAGACGAACCAUUGGAAGUAAUAGAAUAAUGAUGAUAUUUCAGGGAAGGUUGACAAUGUGACUAAUAUUGCCGCAGCGAAAAGCUCCGUAGCCUCUCGUAAACCGGCAUUUCAACUGAGUUAUACUUACGAAUAGUUUUAAGUGAAGUUUAGCACGCUCUAUUUCUAGAGGCGCACACGAUUAUCCAAUAAUUAAGUAGUUGUACGAUCAAGAUUUGAGUUUAUUACCGAAGACCCGUGGUGCAAAUCUUGUGGUUAUGAAAUUAAUAGAAAAAAAACAUAACCAAAUGACGUAAGUUGAUUAUCAUGGUAAUAGAUAUGUUCACCAUAUUACUCUGGGUUGGAUCAGAUCGGUUAGUUAUUCAUUAUAAGUUACUCCGAUAUACAUUCAUGUACUCUUAUUGUGUGUAAUAAUAUACAUUCCGACUUCCGGAAGAAAUUUAUUAGCACUAA
Athalia rosae (coleseed sawfly) is the source of this 2512-nucleotide messenger RNA. RefSeq names its product ribosomal oxygenase 1 (gene NO66). The record is from RefSeq and is a predicted model, not a curated record. Bases 158 to 2089 code for a protein of 643 amino acids. The transcript has 8 exons. Gene Ontology annotation, cellular component: nucleolus. Gene Ontology annotation, molecular function: histone H3K4 demethylase activity; histone H3K36 demethylase activity. NCBI's taxonomy places the organism in Eukaryota, Metazoa, Arthropoda, Insecta, Hymenoptera, Athaliidae.